Messenger RNA from Alternaria postmessia, 846 nucleotides. RefSeq lists its product as uncharacterized. The coding region runs from base 1 to 846 and encodes 281 amino acids. Lineage: Eukaryota; Fungi; Ascomycota; Dothideomycetes; Pleosporales; Pleosporaceae. Gene Ontology annotation, molecular function: enoyl-CoA hydratase activity. Gene Ontology annotation, biological process: fatty acid beta-oxidation. Gene Ontology annotation, cellular component: mitochondrion. The transcript is spliced from 2 exons. The record is from RefSeq and is a predicted model, not a curated record.
AUGUCGUCCAUCAAACCCCAAACAGCACCCCCUCCCACCACGCACGUCCUCCUCUCCUACCCAGCCGACUACGUCCUCCUCGUCACCAUCAACCGCGAACGACAGAUGAAUUCGAUUCCCUUCGAGGGCCACCUAGAAAUGGGCCUCGUGUUUGACUGGUUCGAUCACGAGCCCAAUCUACGCGUUGCCAUUGUUACAGGAGCCGGCAAGAAGAGUUUCUGCGCCGGCCAGGACCUCAUUCAACUCGGCAGGAUACGGAGUGGGGAGCUGCAAACGAGUCCUGGCUUGAUGAGGCAUCCGUUGAGUGGGUUUGGGGGGCUGAGUAGGAGGAUGGGGAAGAAGCCGGUUAUUGCUGCUGUUAAUGGGUUUGCGCUGGGUGGAGGGUUUGAGAUUGUUUUGGGCUGUGACAUGGUAGUAGCAGCACCACACGCAACAUUCGGUCUCCCAGAAGCGCUUCGCGGCAUCUUCGCCGGCGCGGGAGGCCCACCACGUCUCGUCCGCAACGUUGGACUACCCAUCGCAUCUGAAAUGGCAUUGACCGGCCGACCCAUCACCGCACAGCGAGCCAAGGAACUCAACCUCGUGAACCGGAUAUCGCCAUCCCAGGAUACCGUCGUGGAAGAGGCAUUGAAGCUGGCGAAUGAGAUUGCGGCCAUUUCACCCGAUUCGGCAAUCGUCACACGGGCUGCGCUAAAGGAAGCUUGGGAAACGGGAAGUGUGGAGCGGGCUACGCAGUUGACGAUUGAACAGUAUAAUCACGGUUUGAAUGCGGGUGAGAAUGCGCUCGAAGGGCUAAAAGCUUUUGCUGAGAAGCGGAAACCGAAUUGGCGGCCUUCUAAGUUGUAG